Penicillium atrosanguineum is the source of this 762-nucleotide messenger RNA. RefSeq names its product SDR family oxidoreductase. Bases 1 to 762 code for a protein of 253 amino acids. Gene Ontology annotation, molecular function: oxidoreductase activity, acting on NAD(P)H, oxygen as acceptor. Gene Ontology annotation, cellular component: intracellular anatomical structure. The record is from RefSeq and is a predicted model, not a curated record. Lineage: Eukaryota; Fungi; Ascomycota; Eurotiomycetes; Eurotiales; Aspergillaceae. The transcript is spliced from 4 exons.
AUGGUGCCAAAGACUAUUAUAGUGACCGGAGCAUCGCGAGGGCUUGGCCUUGCCAUGGCUAAGUAUCUCCUGUCGGCCCCCCAACGCAAUAACGUCGUGGCCGUGGCGCGUAGUCUCGAACCGCUUCAGAAGCUGAAAAGCCAAUUUGAUGAUCAAGUACAGAUCCUGGCUGGGGAUUUGCGUCUUCCCUCAACUGCUCAAGAUGCUGUUGCCAUUGCUUUGCAAUCCUUCGGAGCAAUUGACGGCCUAAUCCUCAAUCACGGGGUCCUUGGUCAAAUUGGCAACAUUUCUGUGGCCGAGGUAGACCAGUGGAAACAAGGAUUUGAGAUCAACUUCUUCAGCUCAGUCAAUUUUAUCAAAGUAGCUCUUCCGGCUCUUCGGGAAUCUAAGGGCCGAAUUGUCUUCACCUCUUCCGGUGCAGUGACUUCUGCCUCUAGGGGCUGGGCCAUGUAUGCAGCGACCAAAGCUGCGAUCAAUAAUUUGACGCAGAGUCUGGGUGCUGAGGAGUCCGAUGUUAUCUGCCUGGCCAUUGAGCCAGGCAUGGUCAAUACGGAAAUGCAGCGUGAGCUUCGAGAAGAACAUAUUAGCAGCCUGGAUGCCGAAAUGCAUUCUAAAUUCACAUCAGUGCACCAAACCAGCGAUCUUCUUGAGCCCGAACAACCUGGUCACGUGAUGGCAAGAUUGGCUCUUGGUGCGCCAAGAUCUCUCAGCGGACAGUUCUUAUCGUGGAACGAUCCUGCACUGCAACAAUUCUCGGACUGA